AUGCUGAGCCUGGAGGACGAGACGGCGCUCGCCAUCGUGGAGCCCGCCGCGCUGCACGCGCACGUCGACGCGCAGCGCCGCCUGCAUGUAACUACCACUGCUCUCUUAUUGCGAGCUGGGCGAGCUGGAGCUGUUCUCGUGCGUGCUGGGCCUGGAGGACGAGACGGCGCUCGCCAUCGUGGAGCCCGCCGCGCUGCACGCGCACGUAGACGCGCAGCGCCGCCUGCAUGUAACUACCACUGCCCUUUUAUUGCGAGCUGGGCGAGCUGGAGCUGA
Messenger RNA from Parnassius apollo (apollo), 276 nucleotides. Lineage: Eukaryota; Metazoa; Arthropoda; Insecta; Lepidoptera; Papilionidae. The record is from the annotation of a GenBank genome assembly.